AAAUAUAAUAACUAAUCGAAUAAUCUUAUCCAUCAUCACUUCAAUUUUUCUUUUUAACGUCAAAUUUCUUUUGUUCCUAAUUGUCUGAGACUUAAUCCAAAACCUUCCCCUCCUACGAUAUCGAAUGUACCACCACCAUCCAUCAUUAAUUCUAAAACCAAAUUUAUAGCAGCAACAUACUCGCUAUAUCCCAAUCCCUAAAUCUCUUCAAAAUCCUAAAUCAUCACCAAUUCAGAUCAAAUACAAGUAUACUUGCUGGAUUUGACACAGAAAGAAGCCGGUUACCUCUUCAAGAUUAGUGAUGGAAGGUUUGUGUCUCCCAAAGGAUGCUCUUUUUCUUGGAUUUGAUAGCUCCACACAGUCACUCAAGGCGACUGUGUUGGAUUCUAAUCUCUGCAUAUUGACUUCUGAAAUAGUCAACUUUGAUUCCGAACUACCCCAUUACAAAACCAAAGACGGUGUCUACAGAGACUCAUCAAUCAACGGCAGAAUCGUUUCCCCUACCCUAAUGUGGGUUGAAGCACUAGACCUAAUUCUUCAAAGACUUCAAGACUCAAAAAAAAUCGAUUUCAACAAACUCGCUGCUGUUUCGGGCAGCGGGCAGCAACACGGUAGUGUGUACUGGAAAAAGGGUAGCUCUAACAUUCUGUCAUCUUUGGAUCCUAGAAAGCCGUUGGUUGAUCAAUUCGGUCAAGCAUUUUCAACAAGAGAAUCACCGAUUUGGAUGGAUAGUAGCACAACAGAACAAUGCAGGGCUAUUGAGAAUGCUGUUGGCGGUCCGUUAGAGUUAUCAAAGCUGACUGGCUCCCGGGCCUAUGAACGGUUCACGGGCCCACAAAUUAGAAGGAUUUUUGAAACGCAACCUGAAGUUUAUAAUGAUACCGAACGGAUUUCACUUGUGAGCUCUUUUGUUGCAUCUGUUUUGAUCGGAAAGUAUGCAUGUAUUGAUCACACAGAUGGGUCUGGAAUGAAUUUAAUGGAUAUUAAGGAAAGAGUUUGGUCAAAACAGGCUUUGAAGGCCACAGCUCCGGAUUUAGAGGAAAAACUUGGGACGUUAGCUCCUGCUCAUGCCGUUGCUGGUUUAAUCGCGCCAUAUUUUGUUCAGAGGUACCAAUUCAACAAGGAGUGUUUGGUUAUUCAAUGUUCAGGAGAUAAUCCGAACAGCUUGGCAGGAUUAACGAUCAAUACACCAGGGGAUUUGGCAAUCAGUCUUGGCACCAGUGAUACUGUAUUUGGGAUAACCAUGGAUCAUAAGCCGAGCAUAGAGGGACAUGUUCUACCGAACCCUGUUGAUCCUGAAAGUUACAUGGUUAUGUUAUGCUACAAAAACGGGUCUCUAACUCGUGAAGAUAUACGUGAUCGAUGUGCGGAUAAAUCUUGGGAUGUUUUUAAUCAGUACCUGAAGCAAGCUCCAGCCUUGAAUGGUGGAAAGCUAGGUUUUUAUUACAAAGAUCAUGAAAUUCUUCCGCCCCUCCCCAUCGGUUACCAUCGAUACACCCUUGAGAAUUAUAAAGGUGACACGCUGGAUGGUGUCACUGAACACGAAGUAAAGGAGUUUGACCCUCCUUCUGAGAUUAGAGCUCUUAUUGAAGGUCAAUUCCUUUCCAUGAGAGGUCAUGCCGAAAGAUUCGGGAUGCCAUCUCCCCCGAAACGGAUAAUCGCAACCGGUGGUGCAUCUGCAAACCACAGCAUUUUGACCUCCAUCGCGUCCAUUUUCGGUUGCAAUGUUUACACAGUCCAAAGACCAGAUUCAGCUUCGUUAGGAGCGGCACUGAGGGCGGCCCAUGGCUGGCUGUGCAAUCGUAAUGGCGGUUUUGUGCCUAUUUCAUGCUUGUAUAAAGAUAGAUUGGAGAACACAGCUUUUGGAUCUAAACUUGUUGCGACGGUUGAAGAUGAUAAACUCGUCGCUAAAUAUGGAGUUUUGGUGAAGAAACGUAUGGAGAUUGAGAACCAGCUUGUUCAGAAAUUGGGACGUUGAUUAUAUUUUGUAAAGUUGAAGUCAUGCUUUGGGUUGUUUUUUACUAGUGAAAAUAAUUGACAUUUGAAAUUUUAAUUUUAAUUUUAAUUUUGUAAGUUAUCUUGUAUGUUUAAAAGGGUGUUUGGGAUUAUGUUUUGAAGUGAUUAUUUGAUUA
Messenger RNA from Helianthus annuus (common sunflower), 2132 nucleotides. RefSeq names its product xylulose kinase 2. NCBI's taxonomy places the organism in Eukaryota, Viridiplantae, Streptophyta, Magnoliopsida, Asterales, Asteraceae. Gene Ontology annotation, biological process: D-xylose metabolic process; xylulose metabolic process. Gene Ontology annotation, molecular function: D-xylulokinase activity. The record is from RefSeq and is a predicted model, not a curated record. Bases 302 to 1978 code for a protein of 558 amino acids. Gene Ontology annotation, cellular component: cytosol. The transcript is spliced from 12 exons.